Molecule: messenger RNA, 790 nt
Organism: Notolabrus celidotus (New Zealand spotty)
Lineage: Eukaryota; Metazoa; Chordata; Actinopteri; Labriformes; Labridae
Product: cGMP-dependent protein kinase 1-like
Exons: 7
Biological process (GO): protein phosphorylation
Molecular function (GO): ATP binding; cGMP-dependent protein kinase activity
Source: RefSeq, a predicted model, not a curated record
GUUGUAUCGGACGUUCAAAGACAGUAAAUAUCUGUACAUGCUGAUGGAGGCCUGUCUGGGAGGAGAGCUGUGGACCAUACUGAGAGACAGGGGUUCAUUCGAAGACUCCACCACCAGGUUUUACACGGCCUGCGUGGUCGAGGCCUUCGCCUACCUGCACGCCAAAGGCAUCAUCUACAGAGACCUGAAACCUGAGAACCUCAUACUGGACAGCCGGGGAUACGCCAAGCUGGUGGACUUUGGCUUUGCAAAGAAGAUCGGCGUCUGUAAGAAGACGUGGACGUUCUGCGGCACGCCAGAGUACGUGGCUCCAGAGAUCAUCCUGAACAAGGGUCACGAUGUCUCUGCUGACUACUGGUCUCUGGGGAUCCUGAUGUACGAGCUGCUGACGGGCAGCCCUCCCUUUUCAGGUCCAGAUCCCAUGAAGACCUACAACGUCAUCCUGAGAGGCAUCGACAUGAUCGAGUUCCCCAAGAAGAUCACCAAGAACGCUGCCAACCUCAUCAAGAAGCUCUGCAGAGACAACCCGUCAGAGAGACUCGGGAACCUGAAGAACGGUGUCAAAGACAUCCAGAAACACAAGUGGUUCGAAGGUUUUAACUGGGAGGGUCUGAGGAAAGGAACUCUGACUCCGCCCAUCACGCCUGACGUCUCCUCUCCGACUGACACCAGUAACUUCGACAGUUUCCCUGAAGACACAGACGAGCCGCCCCCGGACGACACCUCUGGUUGGGACUACGACUUUUAAUCCAGCUGGCGUCUGAACUCCGAGUGUGACGCCCCACGGUGU